Equus caballus (horse) is the source of this 4226-nucleotide messenger RNA. It is a transcript of the gene ZNF575, whose product is annotated as zinc finger protein 575. Gene Ontology annotation, biological process: regulation of transcription by RNA polymerase II. The record is from RefSeq and is a predicted model, not a curated record. Lineage: Eukaryota; Metazoa; Chordata; Mammalia; Perissodactyla; Equidae. Gene Ontology annotation, molecular function: RNA polymerase II cis-regulatory region sequence-specific DNA binding; DNA-binding transcription factor activity, RNA polymerase II-specific.
CUUCUCUGGGUGUAAUCUGAAAUUGAUCCCCCUACUUGGAGGGCAGGGAGAGACCCAAGAAAGAGGCAGACCACUCCAGAUUGGUGGGUGGCAGGUUUAAUAAGCAAGGGAACUGACCUGAAGCUCACCUUGGGCAGCUGCAAGACGCAGAGAUCUCCACACCCACCCGCCAAGUCUUAAAAGUGUAUAUAGAGGCCUUAACUGGGUUCAGUCCAGGACCCAGUCCAGACAGACAUCACCACAUCGCUAUCUCAAGACUGUAUCCUUGGGGCUGCUUCUGGGAGCAGGGAAGGCAAGCAGAAUGCACAGUCCAAGGACAGGGGAUGGGUGAGGAACCUCCAAUUGCCCGGGUCCAGCUCAAGGGUCAACCUGCAGUCACUUCCUCUUGACGACCUCCUCCUACGGGUACCUCAUGGUCAUUCUGUGCUGGGUGGGAAAGUGAACCGUCACUGCCCAGGAAAAGGUGCCAAGCAUGCCACCCAGGGCUUGGCACCAGGAGCUCCAGCCCUCCGGGGGUGGGGGUGGGGGAACAAGGGCCUGGUCCCCUCAGGACUCCCCCUCCUGCCAGGGCCUUCGCAUUGGGGUAGGAGAGGCUGAGAAUCUUGAAUCACCCAAUAGCGAAGGGUGCUGGGGCGCUAUGCAAAUAACGGGCCUUUUGUUGGGCGACAGCUGGCUCUAGCCCUGCGUCCCGCCUCGGCCCUCUCUCGAAGAAAUGGCCAGACUUUUUUGCAAACGCCUUGAGGGGUGAAAUGGGCAGCUGGCUCUUGAAACUGACUUCGGAGCCGCAACUCAGGCCGCCAGUGGAAUUCUCUAAAAGAAGCGGGACAUAGAAAAGGGAAGGUGCAUAUGCCGGGCACUGUCUCGAUGAUCUCUAAGCGAAGUUUCCCCGUGUUAGGGCCUGCACGUGCUUGACUCCAGUCAGCCACCGUAGGCCCCACGAGCCGCUGAACAUUUUUCCCCCGUUCUUCGGCCCAUAGCUUGGCGCUUGCUCACCACCUUCCCUGCCUUGCGCACUCACCCCCUCCUUCCAUUCCUUCUCCCCUGCAGCAGCCUCCGCUGGCUGCGACAGCGCAUGCGUACUGACGCCCCCGCGGGCCCGGCGUGGGAGGAGGGGAUGGAAAUAAGGCUGGGCCUGGCAGCUCGCGCGCGCUCCCGCCCCUCCCCUCCCACCGCUGGGCGCGCGCCGGGCGGUGAAGCUCCGCCAGGUCCGAGGGCAGCGCCGCAGCUGCAGUGGCCGCCGCGGGAGGGGCUCGGAGCCCCGCCCCCGGGGAGGGGCCGCCCGCAGGUCUCCCGUCUAGCCCUCACGGCCCCAGCCUCAUGCCGGGGAUGAAACUUAGCGACAAGAAGGAAGCAGUUGACGCGGCGUCAGUGGACUGAGACCAACCCAAGAGCCGGGUACUCCAGCCCCAGCCCCAUCAGGCUGAUAAUCACCGGCGGCGUGGCCCCCUUCCCCGUCCUAGGCCCUCCUUCUAGGUUCCUGGGCCAGCAAGAUGCUGGAGCGAGAUGCAGAGUCCGCGGCCGGGGACACCGAUCCUCGUCCCGCUGGUAAGGAACCAGUGACCAAGAGAGGAGCUCCCCACCAGGGCCCGCCGCAGACGCCCAGCCAGUCGGUUCCAGGGCCCGCUCUGUCCGCGGGGGCGCCUUCCCGACCCCGCCGGCGGCCCCCGCCCCAGCGCCCGCACCGCUGCCCCGACUGUGACAAGGCCUUCUCGUACCCGUCCAAGCUGGCCACGCACCGGCUGGCACACGGCGGCGCCCGCCCGCACCCGUGCCCCGACUGCCCCAAGGCCUUCUCCUACCCCUCCAAGCUGGCGGCCCACCGCCUCACGCACAGCGGCGCACGCCCGCACCCGUGUCCGCACUGCCCGAAGGCCUUCGGCCACCGCUCCAAGCUGGCGGCCCACCUCUGGACCCACGCGCCCGCCCGCCCCUACCCGUGCCCCGACUGCCCCAAGUCCUUCUGCUACCCCUCCAAGCUGGCGACCCACCGCCACACGCACCAUGCCACCGACGCCCGCCCCUACCCUUGCCCGCACUGCCCCAAGGCUUUUUCAUUCCCUUCCAAACUGGCUGCCCAUCGCCUCUGUCACGACCCCCCCACCGCGCCGGGCAGCCAGCCCGCGGCCCGGCAUCACUGCUCCAGCUGCGGCCAGGCGUUUGGCCAAAAACGCCUCCUGCUCCUUCAUCAACGCAGCCACCCCGCGGCUGAGAGCCAGGGGGAGCCAGAGUGAGCCCUCCCCUGGGCUCCCUGGCCCCCGCUGCCGCCAGCCCCGUCAAUACAGAGGCGGUGUUUCUAAGCCAGGCUGUAUGGGCUUGCUGCUCCCAGACGGCUGGCUGGCAGGGAGGUUGGCCCCUCAUCCUGGGCUCAAGCUUAGAAGCUGGAGGAACUCUUUGCUCACCUGCUUGGGGGAGGGGAAGGCAUCACCCAGAGAGAGUUAGCACUGGGCCCCAAACCAUGAACCUGAAGGUAUGGUUUGGGAGCCCUGGCUCUGGUUUUCCCUUCUUAUGGCAAAGGUAAAAAGACGGCCCCUACAGCGGGCUCGUGAGGAGGGUGGGGAACAGGCCCUCUCCACAUUGUUGUGAGCUUAAAUGAGCGCCUCCACUCUGGCCAUUUGCCUGUAUCUAUAAAAAAUUGAAAAUGCACAUAUGCUCAUGACAGCUCUUCCACUUCCAAGAAUUGAUCCUGUAGAUAAACUCGAGUACAUGAAACAGGCACGAGAGGCAGGAUGUUCACUGCAGCGGGAUGGUUGGGGCCAAUGAUGGGAACCAACCAGGUGCCCAUAGAUAGGGGAGUGGCUGAUGAAUCAGAACACAGCCACAGAAUGGAGUAUGUAGCUGGAGGGAAAAAAGGCAGCUCUGUAUGUACUCAUGGAAAGAUUCACGAGAUAUACUAAAGGAUAAAAGCAAGAACAAAUGUGGUACUACCGAUAGUAUGAAAACAUUGUAAAGCCCAAGCUUUGGAGGCGGUCCUGACCCACUACUUAGGAACAGAGGGGCUUGGACAAGCUGUCACUUCUCUGGCCCCAGAGGCCUUAUCUAUAAAAUGGGAGUGUUGAAGGCCUCCAUUAGGGCACAAGCCCCCUCUCGGGCAAAGUCAGCUCUCCUCUUGGAGCCUGUUUCUCCUGCUAUGAAAUAAGGAUGGUCAAGCUAACAGUGGACUGCUCAUCAUUCUCCAGACACGAAUUAAGCACCUACUGUGUGCUGGGCCCUGCACAGGGCAUCAGGAACGCAGCAGUGAACAAGACAGACCUGGUCUAGGGAAGGAAGUGGACACGAAUCAAGUAGAGGCAAAAAAAUAAGUAAGGAAGUCAAGUCUGUUUUGAAGAAUAAGGGGGGCCUUGCCCCCCGCCCCCCACCAGACACCAAGAAUUAUUACAAAGCUGUAGUGAUGACACCUGUGGUUUUGACUUGGGGACAGGCCAGUGGAAGAGAUCUGAGAGCUCAGAAACAGACCUGUGCUUAUAGGAGGUCCUGACAUGUGACAGUCCCCAUGUGUAGAUCAGAGAUUGGCAAACAACUUCUGUAAAGGGCCAGACAGUAUAUAUUUUUACGUUUUGCAGGCCACACUGUGUCUGCUACAACUACCCAACUCUGCCAUUGUAGCACGAAAGCAGCCGUACACAUUGAUACAUAAAUGAAUGAGUGUGGCGGUGUUCCAAUAAAACUUUAUUUACAAAAACAGUAGGUGGCCUGGAUUUUGCCUCUGGGCUAUAGUCUGCCGACCCCUGCUGUAGACGAGUGGGGAAUGGAUAGGCUGAUCUGUGAGUGAGCUGAGAGAUAUGGAAAAAAUUAAAUGGGACCCUGUGGUAGGCAGAAUAAUGGUCCCCCACAGAUAUCCACAUCCUAACCCCCAGAACCUGUAUGUUAGCUUCCACAUGGCAGAAAGAACUUUGUAGAUGUGAUUAAGGGUCUUAUCUUGAGAGGAGAUUGUUCUGAUUGUUCGAGUGGGCCCAAUGUCAUCACAAGGGUCUUCAUACUGGGAAGAGGAAAGUGAAAGAGUCAGAGGAGAUGUGACAAUGGAAGCAGAGAUUGGAGUGCUGCAGGGCCAAGAGUCAAGGAAGGGCAGUCUCUCGAGAUUAGAAAAGGCUAGGAAAUGGAUUCUCCUCUGGAGCCCCCAAAAGAAACACAGCCCUGCUAAUAACACCAUGAUUUUAGCCCACAAAGACUGAUUUUGGACUGCUGACCUCCAGAACAAAAGAAAAUAAAGUCAUAUUGUUUAAAGCCAC